Molecule: messenger RNA, 2152 nt
Organism: Paramecium pentaurelia
Lineage: Eukaryota; Ciliophora; Oligohymenophorea; Peniculida; Parameciidae
Source: the annotation of a GenBank genome assembly
AUGCUUGGUUAAAUUAGAGAAGGAAAAUAUAAAUAUGUUUUUUUGCAAUCUGAUAAAAAUGAUGAAAUAAUAGUAACAAGAAUAAUGGUUGCUGAUGAAGUCUAAAAAGAAAACAAAAAAAUUUCUAUUGAAGAAAUUGAAUAAAACUAAAGGUAGAAUUUAAAAAAUAAAGAAAAUACGAUUUGUAAUUUGAAGGAAAUAAAAAAAAAAAACAAUUAAAUAUAAGAAAACUAAUUCAAAUUUAUGGAAAGUAUAUUUUAGCAGGAUGAUAAAUAUUGUAAUUCAUUAAAAAAAUAAUUUAAGAAAACAAUAUUAAGUAACAUACUAAAUUAGGGGGAUAAUGAGGUUGAUUUAUAGAUUAAAAUAAUAAAAGAAAUAGAUAAUAAUAUUCAAGAAAUUAGUGAAAUGUUAUGUAAAAGAAAAAAUGUACCAAUAUCCCUAAAUAUGUAUGAUAGAAUUUUAAAUAUUAUGGAUAAGAAAUAUAACGAUAUAAAAAAGUUGAAUAGCUUAAUUUUAUAAAAAUAGGAAUCAGUAACUAAAAUCCUUUAAAGGCUAAAGUAAAUUGAAAAGGCCCUUAAAUCUUAAUAAGAUAUAUAAAAAAUCAAACAGGACAAAAUUCAGUUAGAAUUAGUGUAUAAAAAUGUGGAAAAAUAUUUUACAAAAUUAAAUUUCCAUUUUAACAAUACAGAUCUAUAGAAACAAAUCGAAGAAUUGGAAAAAACCAAAAAAAUAUAUGAAGAUCAAAAUCAAGAGUUAAAUUAAACUAUUACUAUACUUGAAUAAGAAUUAUAAAAUGAAAAAGCUUAAGCAUAAAACUUAAUUACUUAGCUUAAUUAAGAAUUACAAAAUGAAAAAGAUAAAACAUCAGAUGUAAGAAAAAAAUAAAAAGAAGAAGAAGAAAAUGAGAAAGCUAAGACAUUAUAAUAAAUUACUAAAAUUAAAUAAGAAUUACAAAAUGAGAAAGAUUAAUCAAAAAAAUAAUAAGAAUAAUUAGAAAAUGAAAAAGUUUAAGCUUUAAGUUAAUUUUAUAAGUUAUAAUAAGAAUUAAAAAAGGUAAAAGAAUAAUCAGAAUAAUAAUCAGAAAAAUUAGAAAAUGAAAAAAUUUAAGCUUUAAGCUAAAUAAAAUAACUUCAAUAAGAAUUAUAAAAGGUAAAAGAUUAAACAAAAAAAUAACAAGAAGAAUUAGAAAAUUAUAAAGCUUAACCGUUUAACUAAAUAUUAUAACUUUAACUUCAAUAAGAAUUAUAAAUAGUAAAAGAUUAAGCAAAAAAAUAUAAAUAAGAACUAGAAAAUGAGAAAGCUUAAGCUUUAAGCUAAUUUAAAUAGUUUUAAUAAGAAUUACAAAAGGUAAAAGAAUAAUCAAAAUAAUAAUCAGAAAAAUUAGAAAAUGAAAAAAUUUAAGCAUUAAACUAAAUAAAAUAACUUUAAUAAGAAUUAUAAAAUGAGAAAAAUAAAUUAUUGUUCUAAGAAUAAAAACUUCAAUAAAAAUUGCAUAGAAAAGAUUAUGCUUAAAACUUUUUAAAAGAAUAGAAUUAAUAAUUUAACAAUCAUUAACUUCAUAAAAUUAAUGAAUAAAUGUUAAAAUAAUUAAAUUAAGUAAAUAUUCAGUUGAAGUAAAAUGACAAUUUAUUAUCAAUAAAUGAAGAACAAUAACUUUCAUGGGUAAAUUAUAAGUAUUUUUUAGAUUGAUUCUUAAUUACCUGAAAUUUAACGUUAUUAAAAUCUAUCUAGUAAUGGUUUUGCAAUCAUUUAAUUAUUUAUUAAUUCAAUGUAUAAAAUUUAUAUAUUAUUAUAUAGAUUUAAUGACUCAUAAUCAUAUUUUGGAUUAUGUGAUUAAAAUAUUGACAACUCUGAAAUACAAAAUAUUAAUUUCUAAUUAAAUUAUUUACCAAAAGGUGUAUAUUUUUUCAUUUCUAUGUAAGGAAAUUUACUCAUUCAAGAUCCAAAUAUAAAAAAAAAAUUAAAAAUUGGAGGAUUUGAAAAUGGAAAUCAUGCUUUAUUUACUUUCGAUUCACCUAAUAAUCGUUUAACUAUAUUAAAAAAUAACACCUAUAGUGAGUAAUUCAAAUUUAGGCUUCCUAAGAAUAAUAAAACUGUUAUUCCAUUUAUUCUAUAAGCCUAUGGAGAAGACUUAACACUAAUUAUUCAAUGA